UAGUUGUGUGUAGAGAGUUGAAGAGAAGAGCCCACCAACUAUGCACUUUUUGCCCUUUUCUUUGAUAUGUCAUUUUUCUUCUUAGGUAUCUCUGAUUCAUAUCUAAACAAACCCUUACCCCUUCUACAUCAACUCAUCAACUCAUGAACAUCAACAUCUAAUCUUCUUCUUCUUCCUUCCUUUCCCCAAAUCUAUUUCCCUUUUCUCUCUUUCCCCUUUACCCAAUACCCACCUCUUUUCUUCUUCUUCUUAUUGUUAUUAUUAUCCCAAUUUUCCUACCUGCCAAAAGAAGAAGGAAAAAAAAAGUCAAUUCUCCAUUUGGGCAUAUCUAAUUUCUGGCUUUUCAGCUUUAGAAGAACUUGGGUUGCUUCAAGAUCUGAUUUUUAUUUUUUAUUGGGUGUUUGAGAUUUGAAUCUUUACAAGUUUUGUUUUUUUUUUCUUUUAGUGGGAUUGAUUCCAAUCAAUUAUAGAUUUAUGAGAUAAGGGUGUUUGUUUGUGUGUUUGGAUUGUAUUUGAGAUUAAGAGAUGAAGAGAGGAAAAGAUGAUGACAAAAGUAUGGGACCUAUGUUCCCAAGAUUACAUGUAAAUGAUACAGAGAAAGGAGGGCCUAGAGCUCCUCCAAGGAAUAAGAUGGCUCUUUAUGAACAGCUCACUAUACCAUCCCACAGAUUUGGUUCUGGAAAUAAUCUUCCUUUGAAUUCCAAAUCCCCAACCAAUAUGGUUCCUUCAGCUUCCUCAAGUCAGGGAAGUGGUGUUGAAAGAAAUAAAGUGUUUACUCGUAACGGAGCUCCUUCAACUCCUACUCAUUGGUCUGAAAAUCUCCAGCCUCGUGGGGAAGUAAAAAUCAGGAAUGCUCCUGCGGCCACGACACAACUUGAGCAGAGAAAGAAGGUCGGAGAUGACAAUGAUGAUUUUAUGGUUCCUGUGUUUGUUCAAGCAACGAAUGGUCGGUGCCAGGGCGGAGAAGCAUUUUCUUCUGUAAGCUCUACUCGUACUAGACAGCCUGUGGAAAGACAAAAUGUCUAUGAAAAGAAUCCAAAGCAACAUAAUUUGAUGGCUGCCACUUUUAUACAAGAUGCAGAAAGUGAGAGAAGAGAGAAUGUGAGAGCAAAUUUCCAAAGUGGGAAUCAUAUUGUAACAUCAAAUAGAGAGAAGAGUGAAGGGCCUCUAAAGAAAAUCAAAGAAUCUUCAAAUAUGGAAAGCAUCGAGCAUGCUUUGUCUAAUUUUAGCAGGUCAUGUGGCAGUGAGGCUGGCUUACAUCAAGAGUCUAGAGUAGGGGGGCCACAACUGGAGAGCAGUGGACAGCAUGAUCAUCUCAGCAAAUCAGCAAGGGAUGCGGAGGGAGGGAAUGAGUUCCAGCCAAGAAGCGAGCCCCAUUGUUGGGUGGAACGUAGCAGGUCCAAUGAACCUGAGAAUGAUAGUGACCACAACAGCAAUAGUAACAGAACUUCACAUUGUGAAAUUGAAACUGUAGAUAAAUUCGAUGAUGGCUCUGAGACAUCAAUGGUGGAUUCAAUAUCAAUCACAGAUAUUUCUCCGGAUGAUGUUGUUGGCAUAAUAGGUCAAAAACAUUUCUGGAAAGCGAGAAGAGCAAUUGCCAAUCAGCAAAGAGUAUUUGCAGUUCAAGUAUUUGAGUUGCAUAGAUUGAUAAAGGUCCAACGGUUGAUCGCUGGAUCACCAAAUCUCAUGGUUGAAAAUGGAGACAUCUUAGAGAAAUCGCCUUUAAAGGGCUGUUAUCCAGCGAAGAAACUUCAACAAGAGUACGUUGUUGUAAAGCCGCUACCUGUUAUUGCUUGUUCCAAAGAUGAUUCAGACAAGCCAAACCGAAAAAGGGAGUUCUCCGCAGAAAAUGCAGUUGGGAAAGAAUCAUUUUUCUCUGUCGAAACAACUAGUCAUUUUAUGAACUACGGACCCUACUUAGGAUAUCCGCAGCCAGUGGCGAACAUGACUGAUAAUGGAAUGGGUCCUUGGGGUUUCCAUCAAUCAGCAGGCCCUCAGUGGUUGGUUCCCGUAAUGUCUCCUUCCGAAGGCCUUGUAUACAAGCCAUAUACUGGACCUGGAAUGAUGGGAGCAGGUUUUGGAGGGCACGGACCUCCUUUUGGCCCAUGUCCUGUUCCAACCAAUUUCGCAAACUCAGCCUACGGAAUUCAACAUCAUCAAGGAGUCGGGGUUUUCCCCGGUAACUAUCCAGUUGGUCAUCCGUACUAUCCCCCAUAUGGCAUGCCAAUCUCUAAUUCAGGGAAGUCAGGUUCGGCAGUUGAAGAAGGGAGCCAGUUAUCCGAACCUGGUUCGAACGGUGAAACUGGUCAGGUACCUAGAGCGGAAGUCCAUUCAAACACCGAACAACAGGGGUCCUGUAAUCUGCCAACCAAGAAAAAUGUAUCCAUUCCCAAACCCAGAAACAGUAAUGAUUUUCAAGGAAGUACAGCUAGUAGUCCUAGAGGAGGAAGAGGUGGGAGAACACAAGAAAACGGGUCGAGUCACAAUGCUCCUCGUCCGCCUCCUCCUAUAGCUCCCGUCGUUCCAGAGGUUGCUUCUUUUCAGCCUCGUCUUCAUCAUCACCAUCACCAUGAUACCAACCAGCCAAUCCGAGUGAUCAAAGUCGUGCCACACAACGCUCGGACGGCAACUGAAUCAGCUGCUCGGAUAUUCCGAUUUAUACAACAAGAGAGAGAACAAUUUGAAUCAAUCUAGAUAGAUAGACAGAUGAGUUGUAUCCUAUUUGUUGUGUUUGUAUUCACCUUCCCUAUCUUUGUUUUUGACCUAGUUGUACUACUAUAGCAUAGCUGUAAAAGAUGAGUAGUGUAAUACUGUUAGUUGAGUGAGUGUAAUAUGAUGAAUACAUGUAUAAAUUUGGUCUCUCUUACAAGUAUCCUAAGCUUCUAGAGACAUUGAGUUUUGGAAUGAGAGAACUAAACUAUUACUUUUACUUGGCUUGCUUCAAAGUUGAUUUGAAACUUGCCAACCAUUCUAUUAUUAUUUCUUUAGAUAUUAAUUUGUACAACAA
Molecule: messenger RNA, 3007 nt
Organism: Cannabis sativa
Lineage: Eukaryota; Viridiplantae; Streptophyta; Magnoliopsida; Rosales; Cannabaceae
Product: protein EARLY FLOWERING 3
Exons: 4
Coding region: 526-2694 (722 amino acids)
Biological process (GO): regulation of photoperiodism, flowering
Source: RefSeq, a predicted model, not a curated record